Oncorhynchus nerka (sockeye salmon) is the source of this 4273-nucleotide messenger RNA. RefSeq lists its product as uncharacterized. The coding region runs from base 3171 to 4166 and encodes 331 amino acids. NCBI's taxonomy places the organism in Eukaryota, Metazoa, Chordata, Actinopteri, Salmoniformes, Salmonidae. The record is from RefSeq and is a predicted model, not a curated record. The transcript is spliced from 3 exons.
GAAAAUACUGUUUUUGUUCUGUUUGUUCAAAACAGAUGACGAAGGAACAGCUUGCCAAAUUGUGCAAGACAAUUGUAACCUUCAUCGCACAGACCACCCUGCAGAUCCUGCUGCCAGCCCUGGCCCGCGUACUUGGGGUAAAGGACUUUGCUGACGACGACACUGACUCACCCAAGAGGGGUGGCAGUGCAAGAUCCUUUGCUGCCUUUGAUCAGGAAAGACUGGAGCUCAUCCAGGAAGUUAGAUAUCUGGCGAAGAAAAUGUAUAAGGGCGGCACAGGGGCUCAACAUCUCAGGUCCCUAACACCCUCUUCUAAGAGGUAUGUUCCCCUCAAGGUUUUCAUGUAUGGAUUUCACCAAGAUCAUCUAUCCCAGUGUUAGCCAAUGCAAUCUGAUGUAGUACAAAAUGUAAUGUAUCAGCCUUUGAGCAUAUUCAAAUUAAUGAGCAUGUAAAGCGAUCAAAAGGACAUGUAGAUAUUUAGAAUACUAAAAUUACAACGCUUCACCGAUUUGCCAAGUUAAGACAGGAAUUAUCAUGCUUUGCUUGUUCGUUUUAAAGUUCCCAGAGCUCAGUGAAAGUCCACCUGGGAAUGACAGAGGACAGAAUCAUCAAAAGUGUCCAGGAGCAACUGUCUGAUCAUAAUAUCCUGUCCUCUUGCCCACCUGAGCUGACUGUUGGUCUUAUCAAGGUGGUGGUCGAACAGCUUAACUCUGCCCUCUCUGCGACCAUCAGCAGAGCCAUUUCAGGGCAGUCCUCCCCUAUUUCUUCUGGUAACCAGGCCGCUGAACAAAUGGUCAACAUGGUCCAGAAAUGUUUUGAUGAUCACGCCACUCCAGAGGACCAGAGCUCCACCUCUGUAUUAGAGUCAUGCAUUCCACCUGCAACAGAAGAGGUGAUGACUGUUAUCGCAGAGAUGGUGGGUGAAUUGGAAAAAGAAGAUCCGGAAUUGGCUAAGGUUUUUCGAGAAGUGGCUGUGAAAGUUAAAAUGUUGGCAUCUGGCAGUGACCUUGUAGUGGAGCACCUGGAUGUUGAAGACUCUCCUGUUCCAGAGGAGCUGAACAUAACAUGUACAUCUUGCAAAGCAAUGAUGCAAAAUCUUGGCACUCUGUUUAGUGUGAAGUUCAAGACCAAAGCCUCAAAGGCUGUGAGUGAAAUUCUUGUGAGAAGGUUAAUGAGCGAUAUCUCUGGUAUGGUUCAACCUUCUCAUUCAUUUAGUACCACUCCAAGCUUGAUGAAUGCAUCUAGCCCAUCUGACAGGAUCCUUGAUUCUGCGGCCACUGAGCUCAUACAGACCAAAGUAGAAUCUGAGGCAUCAAAAUAAUUGAUAACUUUGUUGAAGAUGUCAAGGACAUUGUGCAGUAUGCUGAAUUAGAUCAGCCAACAAGCACCCAGAGAGAUACCCAAGUGGGACACUGUACGACAAAGCGGAAACCCUUCCAUGCAGCUCGUAGACUCUGCGAGAGACUUCAGGCAAAGCUGGAGACAUUGUUCCUCAGAAUGGGUGGAGCUCCAGUCCAAGGGGAAGAACUUAUGGAAAAAGCUGACUCCAGUGCUGUGCUUCUGGAACAUACUGACUCCAGUGAUCUGCCUGUUUCAAUCCUGAGCUUGCCUUCCCCAUGUAGGAGUGAAUCCCCUAUAUCAGAACGUAGUUCAUCUUCUUUAUCUGAUGGAUGUGAUUCAACUGACUCUGUAGGAGAGAAAACACCAGAGCAACCUGAAACCAGUAAGAGUGAGGCAAUACUGCAAGUGGUCAACUCAACGGGACUUGUAAUUCUCUGUAAUUCCAACAUGGUGCCCUGCACCAAAGAGGUCUUGUCCCAGAUUGUGACCAUGUAUAGGUCAGAGGUGGCAGAUUUGGAAUGCACAUCAUCUGUUGCAGAGGGUUCCUCUUACAACUCCCUUGAAGUCUGUGGCUUUUUGGACAGUGUCAUGUCUUAUCUAGAAGACAUGCCCGUGUCUGGUUCUUCAUGGUUGGAAGGAUUAAGAGAUACUCCAGCCUCAGUCAUUGAGAAACUCUCCAGUGAGGAGUUCCAGAUGAACGCUACCAACGAAGUGCGAAAAAUACUGAUCAAAUCAGUCAGUAGCUUUCCCAGCAAAGUCAGUUCCAGCCAGACAGAUUCUCAGAUGUUGCCAGCAAAAUCAACAAUUUCCUUAAGGCAUACAGAUAUAACUGCUUUUGAAAUCGUUGGAUCAAUUACAAAUGACAUGAAGAGCCUUUUCCCACCCACAGAGUCUUCUACUACUCUAUGGCAGGCAGACUCUAUGCUUCAACAGAGUGAUGAGAAAACCUCAGAGUACACUGAGGCCACACCCAAAGGCUCACAGUCUGGUUUGGAAGUAUCUGAGAAGAAGAUCUGGACAACUGCAAAGACUAUUUACCACAAUGUGAAGACAAAGAUGAGGAAUUAUUUUACAUGGCAAAAUCAAGUCAAAGCAACAACGGCUCAAGCCAAAAAGACCUUCAGCCAUAUUCUGGUUUCAAUUCAGAAAGAGCUGUCAAAAUCUGACCAAACGGUGACUGCGCUUUCACAAAUAGAGAAUGUGGUUGGAAUGAUGCUGAAGGAUGUUGAAAGGGUAAGCAGUGAAUGUGGUGAGGAACCGAUCUAUCAAGCGCCACAGCGUUCUUCCUCCUCGUUGUCAUCCUCAUCUGCCAGAUCAAAGAAGUCAGAGUGGGAAUUUUCACUCCCUGGCACUCCCAUCUCUUCUGAUUUACCAGAGAGUAUUACUCAGCCCAUUGUGAGAUGCUCAGUCAUCGACAUGGGCAAAUCUACUAAGCCAAAAACAUUGGUGUGUGAUGCCAGGGAAAGCAUGUCUGCAAUAGUGGAUACCAUCAUAAAGGAGGUACAUCCAGAGGAAGAAGGGGAGGUUGCAUUCCACCCUGAUCUAACAGCUGCAAUAGCAAGACUGGAGGAGCUCAUAUGUCAGGGUAGGAUUGGUGCUCUCUCACGUGAUCUUACUCACCAAGUCAACCGCAUCAUUUCUGAGAGCAACUUGACCCCUCUGGUUCUGACAGUGGCGGCUGGAAAGAGUGUAUCCGAUACAGUCCUUACUGAGCUGAAGAGGAAUGACAAGACGGUGGGGAAGCCCACAGCUUACAAGCUGGUUCAGCUUUUGCAGAGGAGUCUGUGAAGCGCCUCUUGCUUCCUAGCCUUGUGCCCUCUACAGCUUCAAUGAGUUUGGCUACAUCAGCAUUUAGUGACACAGUCAGCCUGUUUACCAAAGUAAUGGUAAGCCAGGUCAUGGACUCUGUGGUUUCUGAUGAACAAAGCAGAGGGUCAUCUCCAACCGGAACUGUAACUGAUAUAGGCAGUCUACUGAGUGGUAAGUCCUACCCUCUGCCAUCUUUCUCCGCCAUCAGCAUGACAACAAGUGGGACCUCCAAUGCUGCACGAGGCUUUGAGGCCAACAUAGAUGCUGAGGAAAGGGAUACCAUCAGUUGUUUCGGUGUACCUCAGAGCAUUGUUUGUGAUCAGAAUUCAACCAGCCCGGAUGUUGCCUCGCUUUCAACCCCAUCCACUGACAACUUAGUCGGUGAUGAUGACUUCACCGGCCUCAUCAGCAUGUUAGUGGUGAGACUUCUGUCAAAAAUCCAAACCCAAACUGAUCUGUACCCAACUGACGUCACACGCACGUCACAAGACCUGAUUCCAAAAGUUAUAGCUGCCUUCUGUGCAUGGUCAGGCUGCUCUGAGACCCAAGCUUAUCCCAAGAACCUGAAGAGUCACAAAGUAUACAGCACCGUCUACAAACAUCUGUUGAAGGAGUUUGGCUCAGAGAAAAUACUCCAACUGGCCGUGUCGACUCAGGACUCCACAUUCAAUAGGAUUCUUGUGAAGUCAUUGAGCAAGGAGCUUCUCCAUAGUUGUAACGAGGCAUCAAGAGCAGCCUCAAGAACAUCUUUCGAAGCCACCAGGCCAGAAGCUCUUCUCAUGGCUGAAGAUGUGAAGGCUACCAGAGGGAAGCUGUCUUUCCUACAAAGGCUUGCCAGACUGAAAUUCGACUUAAAGCCAUUCAUGAUGGGAAACAAGAAGGAUUCCAAGAAGAAUUCCCUUCUGAAUCCAAAGACCAGACUACUGCUGAAGAUAUCAUGUUGGCACAUCCUGGACUCCCAGAGGGUCUUCCCUCCACCUCUCAACAGGAGAAGCCUCGCAAACGUCCCCUUCUAAUCAGGAUGUUUUCCACCAUCUCCAUAGGCCUAUCCAAGCCAUUCAAACAGUUUUCAAAGCAAGCUUAAUACAACAAUUUCCUUUAAUACAGUAAUAUUUGCAUUAAA